UGCCGCAUCCCAUCCACAAGCUCUCUCUGGACCAGCUCGGGUGCACACGCGUCUCUGCGGGAGCCAGCCUAGACCUCUGCGGCAACUCCGGUAUCAUGGCCGACUCCGAGAACCAGGGACCUGCGGAGCCCAGCCAGGCGGCAGCGGCGGCGGCAGCGGCGGCAGCCGAGGCAACUGAGGAGGUAAUGGCGGAAGGCGGUGCGCAGGGUGGAGAUUCUGACAGCGCCGCUGGCCACAGUGACAGCGCGGCUGCUCAGAUGGCUGAGGAGCCCCAGACCCCCGCAGAGAAUGCUCCAAAGCCUAAAAAUGACUUUAUUGAGAGCCUGCCUAAUUCGGUGAAAUGCCGCGUCCUGGCGCUCAAAAAGCUGCAGAAGCGAUGCGAUAAGAUUGAGGCCAAAUUUGAUAAGGAAUUUCAGGCUCUGGAGAAAAAGUAUAAUGACAUCUAUAAGCCCCUACUCGCCAAGAUCCAGGAGCUCACCGGAGAGAUGGAGGGCUGUGCAUGGACCCUGGAGGGGGAGGAAGAGGAGGAGGAGGAAUACGAGGAAGAGGAGGAGGAGGGCGAGGAGGAGGAGGAGGAGGAGGCUGCGGCAGCCGCGGGGGCGGCCGCGCGGGUGAGAGAUGACCGUCACCAUGCCGAGAUGCCCGAUGACGCCAAGAAAUAAGAGGGGGCAGAGAUCACCAGGAGAAAGUCGCCGUAAACAACAAUCCAUUUUUUUUUUCUUUUAAAUAUUGGUGGACUGUAAAAGGCUCAGGUUUUUGACCAAAAAUACAAUGUGAAUCUAUUCUGACAUUCCUAAAAUAAUUUAAAUUGAAGCAAUUCGAUUCUGGUCAGCCCAUUUCAAAUUUGACUUUCAUUUUGAACACAACAAAGGUAUCAAAAGAUGUCGAAGAAUACCAAAUUAGGCUUAAAAUGGUUUUUUCAUGAUCUGUGAGGACUGGGAUUGAGGCUGCAAUGGGUGUCAGCAGAUGUAAAAGAAAGUACGUCACUUGAAAUUCAUUCAUAACGCGACCAUUACCCUACCCAUGGAACAACCCAAGCCAAACUGUACUGCAUUCUCCAUGCUAAUUCUUCUUUAGUCCUUACAUUUCCCAAUGCAGAGAAAGCGAACCCGAGAAAGACGUCAUCUUUUAAGACUUUGCUUUUGCAACCCCRACAUCAGCUUUACCACGUCAGAGGAGAGACGGUGAGAGACUGUGUGGAGGAAGCCUGCGAUGGAGAUCAUGAGACUGUUGCUAAUGAGGCCAGGAAAACUGCCAUUUCAAUUUCUGAAAAAAUGUUCUGAAUAUUUGAAUCUAGAGCAAAACAUGGUUUCAAGAAGGAGAGUGUAUAACAUGUAUAAUAUUGUCAACAUACGUAUUCAUUAGUUACAGUUUCAUGUUUAAGUGUUUUCUUGGUAGUGUCUUUACAAAGCCGUAAAAAUUACCCUAAAUGUUUUAAGUCACUUUACCUAGAAUUGUAGAAAUAUUAAUUUACUUGAAGAGAUGUAGAAUGUAGCAAAUUCUGUAAAGCAUGUGUACCCAGUGUUAUGUAGUUUGAUCCUUGUGAAGUCUUUGUCAUGUAGCUUUUAGGGUGUAGCUGUGAAAAUCAUCAGAACUCCUCACUGAAGCUAAUGUUUGGGAAMAAAAUAUAUACUUGAAGAACCAAUCCAAGUGUGUGCCCCCAUCCCCAGCUCAGAAGUAGAAAGGGUUUAAGUUUGCUUGUAUUAGCUGUGCCUUCAUUAUUUUGCUAUUUAAAUGUGACAUAUUAAAUAUAAAAUGGUGCAUAAUCAAAUUUUACUGCUUGAGGAUAGACUGGCAUACAGAAAGGAUUUUGAGGAAAGAACACAUUUAAUGUAAAGACUCUUAGCUUCUUUGUGGGUUU
Urocitellus parryii (Arctic ground squirrel) is the source of this 1861-nucleotide messenger RNA. It is a transcript of the gene Nap1l5, whose product is annotated as nucleosome assembly protein 1 like 5. The record is from RefSeq and is a predicted model, not a curated record. NCBI's taxonomy places the organism in Eukaryota, Metazoa, Chordata, Mammalia, Rodentia, Sciuridae. Gene Ontology annotation, cellular component: nucleus. Gene Ontology annotation, biological process: nucleosome assembly.